Drosophila subobscura is the source of this 1253-nucleotide messenger RNA. RefSeq names its product geranylgeranyl transferase type-2 subunit beta (gene betaggt-II). The record is from RefSeq and is a predicted model, not a curated record. The transcript is spliced from 2 exons. Bases 134 to 1162 code for a protein of 342 amino acids. Lineage: Eukaryota; Metazoa; Arthropoda; Insecta; Diptera; Drosophilidae. Gene Ontology annotation, molecular function: Rab geranylgeranyltransferase activity. Gene Ontology annotation, cellular component: Rab-protein geranylgeranyltransferase complex. Gene Ontology annotation, biological process: protein geranylgeranylation.
GAAAUUUUUGUUAUUCCGAACAGAACAGAAAUUUUGCCCCAGCCACAGAGAAGCGCAGCCAGCAGCCAAUUAAUUGAAUCAAACGAAACGCGGAAUAGAAAACUCAUCUCAUUCAAUUGAGAGCAAUCAGGCAAUGGAUUUCACGACCUUCGUAAAGCCCAGCAACGGGGGAUCAGGCGACGCCGAUGCGGGCACCAACGAGCUGCAAUUCUGGAAGCAUGUGAAGUACAUUGAGAAUCAUGGGAAGCAGGAGGAUGACUACGAGUACUGCAUGACCGAAUUUCUGCGCAUGUCGGGCAUCUACUGGGGCGUCACGGCACUGGACAUAAUGGGCCAGCUGGAUCGUCUGGAGAGGAAGCACAUUAUCGACUUUGUCAAGCGUUGUCAGUGUGCCACGACGGGUGGAUUUGCACCCUGCGAGGGUCACGAUCCGCACAUGCUGUACACGCUGUCCGCGGUGCAAGUACUCUGCACCUACGAUGCACUCAAUGAGAUCGAUUGCGAGGCAGUUGUUCGAUUCAUUGUGGGACUGCAGCAGCCGGACGGCAGCUUCUUUGGCGACAAAUGGGGCGAGGUGGACACCAGAUUCAGUUUCUGUGCCGUGGCCACACUGACGCUGCUCAAGCGCAUGGACCAGACCAUUGACAUCGAGAAGGCGGUCAAGUUUGUCAUGUCCUGCUGCAAUCAAACGGAUGGAGGGUUCGGGUCCAAGCCCGGCGCCGAGUCCCAUGCGGGUCUAAUUUAUUGUUGCGUGGGUUUCCUUUCGCUCACCCACCGUCUGCACUUGCUGGACGUGGACAAGCUGGGCUGGUGGCUCUGUGAGCGUCAGCUGAGCUCAGGCGGACUCAACGGGCGACCCGAGAAGCUGCCAGACGUUUGCUACUCCUGGUGGGUUCUCUCCUCGCUGACCAUUAUGGGCCGCCUACACUGGAUCAGCUCCGAGAAGCUGCAGCAGUUUAUUCUCUCCUGCCAGGAUGCAGAGACAGGCGGCUUCUCCGAUCGUACGGGCAACAUGCCCGACAUAUUUCACACGCUUUUCGGCAUUGGCGGUCUUUCCCUGCUGGGACAUUCCGGCCUGAAGGCCAUCAAUCCAACGCUCUGUAUGCCCCAGUACAUUGUCGAUAGGCUGGACAUUGAGCCCCAGCGAUUGUCACGACCGUGAAACGAUCCCCGAACCCCGAGCGGAUUCCCAAUUCCCAUUUAAUUUCCGAAAAAGCAGACCAAAUUUCCUCCAAGGAAUCGCUUAAACAUGA